Molecule: messenger RNA, 1548 nt
Organism: Prorocentrum cordatum
Lineage: Eukaryota; Dinophyceae; Prorocentrales; Prorocentraceae
Source: the annotation of a GenBank genome assembly
CCGUAGCCAUUUUGGCUCAAGCCAGGCUUGCCAAGAUGUCGCUGCGCAAUUCAUCUUUGCUCGGCAUGGUCCCCCUCGUGUCCCCGCGAUGCUGCCUGUGGGCUGCUGAUGUGGCGCUAUCCUUCUGCCUCUGCAUCGCGGCUGGCUUCUCUUCGAUCCCAUAUCGUCUUUUAAUCAUUGGUUUGCAACUUACGAUUCAUUCGUGUGCGGUGGCGGCUGCUGGACGGGAGUUUACUUCAACAUGUGCUGCGAUUAUGUUUCUUCAUGGUCUUAUUCCUGCUCCCAUCUUUCGCCUGGCUAUGAUGGUCAACUCGGCUGCUGGUGCCGCGAAACAUUCACAGUGGUUCUGCUUUUUCCCAUCGUUUUGCCGGCGCCGCAGGCGGCAGAGAGGUGGGUAUGGUAAGUCGGUGGUGGACGUACCAUCUUCUGAGCGCUCGGGGCCUGGGCCCUGCAUUAUUAGCAUAUUCGACGCCCUUUCUUGUGGGCAGGGUUUGCCACCAGCGGUAUCCAAAUUCAACCCUUUGGUCACUGAAUUCGUCCCUCAGGAUGCUUGCAACGCUAAUGGCAACAAUUCGUUUUUGUCUUGUACUGGUGAUUGUGGCAAGAUUGUGGCUCCUCGUUAUAAGUUUGCACGCCCUUGUCGUGUUUUGGCUGAGCCUGGCCCAGGCCCCUGCGGCAGUUCGGCGGGCAGGGGGCACUCCCAUCUCAUUACUGGGGACUCUUCUGUGCAACAGCUGAUCGACGCUCAGAACAACACGAUUGCUUUGUUGAUCCAGGAGCUGGAGCAGCUGAGGACGGUGGCCCUUCCUAAUAUCUCUUUUUCGGUGCUGCAGGCCUACGUGGAUGACAAAACUGCUGCAGUGUCGGCGCAGGUCACCCAGCUGCAAGCUGAACUCGCCAGAGCGGUCGAGGCUUCGCUCAGCCGUCGGCUGCCGCCUAAGCUCGAGGAAAUGAAGUCACACAUUCUGGACGCUGCCAGCCUAUCUUUGCAGUCUCCUUUGGACACUCUGAAGCAGGAGCUGUGCGACAGUUUCACGACUCAUCAGCGAUCUCUGGGCGACCAAUGUCUGUCUGCUGUGAGUGCCGCUUCUGCGAAGAUUCUAGACACACUGGAGAGGAAGGUCCAGGCUCUUGAGACCAAAUUUGGGAAUGUGGCGCCUCAAGUUCCCUGGAGUGACCGGGUCAAGGGCGAUGGCCCCGUGUCCCUUCCCGAGUGCCAGGGCGACCAUUUCCAGGUGGGUGACUUGGUGCGCCCGCACAGCCUCGCUACGUCGGCUCUGAAUGGGCUGGUGGGCUGCGUCCGUGGCUUCGUCGGAGAGAGGGUUCAGGUGGAGUUCUUAGGUAUCGACGGCUGCAAGCUGAUUAAACCAGCCUUCCUGGUCGCAGAUUCGGCGGAGGAGCCGAGGACAUGCGAGAACCCAUGCGGCCAGGGAGGCUCGACAUCUUCUUUGUCGUCUUCGACGGCUUCCUCUUCUACGACUUCUGAGCUGGCUGCUGCCGUGCUCCGACCCCGCUAAGAUGAACAGACCCAUGGUGUACGAGUGACAU